AUGCGGCAACAUACUGCUAAACUUCGAGCUUCACAAUCAAAAGAAGAUAGAGCUGUUCGCUUAGAGCACAUGCGGCAACAUAAUGCUAAACUUCGAGCUUCAAAAUCAAAAGAAGAUAGAGCUGUUCGCCUAGAGCACAUGCGGCAACAUAAUGCUAAACUUCGAGCUUCACAAUCAAAUGAAGAUAGAGCUGUUCGCUUAGAGCACAUGCGGCAACAUAAUGCUAAACUUCGAGCUUUACAAUCAAAAGAAGAUAGAGCUGUUCGCUUAGAGCACAUGCGGCAACAUAAUGCUAAACUUCGAGCUUCAAAAUCAAAAGAAGAUAGAGCUGUUCGCUUAGAGCACAUGCGGCAACAUACUGCUAAACAUCGAGCUUCAAAAUCAAAAGAAGAUAGAGCUGUUCGCUUAGAGCACAUGCGGCAACAUACUGCUAAACUUCGAGCUUCACAAUCAAAAGAAGAUAGAGCUGUUCGCUUAGAGCACAUGUGGCAACAUAAUGCUAAACUUCGAGCUUCACAAUCAAAAGAAGAUAGAGCUGUUCGCUUAGAGCACAUGCGGCAACAUACUGCUAAACUUCGAGCUUCAGAAUCAAAAGAAGAUAGAGCUGUUCGCUUAGAGCACAUGCGGCAACGUACUGCUAAACUUCGAGUUUCAAAAUCAUAA
Molecule: messenger RNA, 663 nt
Organism: Parnassius apollo (apollo)
Lineage: Eukaryota; Metazoa; Arthropoda; Insecta; Lepidoptera; Papilionidae
Source: the annotation of a GenBank genome assembly